This is a messenger RNA of Cooperia oncophora, 759 nucleotides long. Lineage: Eukaryota; Metazoa; Nematoda; Chromadorea; Rhabditida; Trichostrongylidae. The record is from the annotation of a GenBank genome assembly.
AUGGUCGGAUUUUCGCCUUGUGUCAAGGAGAACCUCUACACAUCCCCACGCCCUGAUGACGAUCCCAAAGCGGCUGUGAAUUCCAUCAAUGCCCCACAAGCAGAUGCAGCAUGUGUGCCUUCUCGUGCGAUUCACCCUCAACCAUGGUGCGGACAGCAUCAGACGAGCAGUGAUGUUUCUUCUCGAAAUGUCUACAAUUACAGUAAUCAAGAGGAUAAAGAGAAAACACCAAUGUGCCGCAUAGCGGAGCUUGCUCGCUUUCACAAGUAUGUAGAUGAUUUAAUUUGCGUUGAAGCACCGAAAUACAAACUGAUGGAUGAGAGUGGACCAGCCCACAAAAAAAUGUUUACAGUACAACUGUUUCUAACUGCAGAUGAGGUAUUCGAAGGUAGUGGUGCUUCAAUAAAGAAAGCUCAGCAAGCGGCUGCUGCAGCUGCACUAGCAGGUACAUCACUAGCUAUGCCGCCUGAAAAGAAGCGGAAGAAAGAUACAAGCUCGCCGCCGGUUCUUUUGUCUCAUGUAGCUCGUCGCCUUGGUCUCCCCGAACCAAUCUAUCGGUCUCAUUCACAAGCGAAAAUGCCACUCUCGCCGAUAACGCCCCGUUUUGCUGCACUUAGUCCUUCAUUAGCCUGUAAUGGAACGCAGAAUAGUUUUGAUCGUGGUGGAUGCUUCCCGCAAGAUCCCUAUGCUCCUGCACAUCAUAUGACUUCAAGAGUUCCGAGAGGUUCGUUUUCUAUUGUGAGAACCCAUUCUAACUAG